AUGCUGCUGGUCCCUUUCAGCAGCAAGAAGGCUGUAACGUUCUGGAGGCAGCAAUUCAGGAGUGUACAGCAUACAUGGACGUGUGCGAUGAUACAAGCUACUCACAAAGACUGCAGGGCCAAAGCUCUUCAUGCUGAUGCAGCUGCAGCAGGCGUUCCUGCCAUCAUCACUUGUGGAAUCUACCCUGGUGUGAGCAACGUAAUCGCAGCACACAUAGCAGCGCGAUCGCUUGGAGAGGCAGAUAAAGAUGGGAACUACACAGAGCCUUCUUCAGAUGCACCAGCGCUAUCCCGGCUGCGCUACUCCUACUAUACUGCAGGCAGUGGAGGGGUGGGCAACACUUUGCUUGUCACAAGUUUCAUGUUGACUGGUGAGCCAGUCACUGCAUACAAAGAUGGCCAGAAAGUUGUUGUGGAACCCCUCAGCCAGCCCACAACAAUUGAUUUUGGGCCUGUAGUGGGGCGCAAAGGUGCCUAUCUGUGGAAUCUCCCUGAAGUCGCCUCCGCCCACAACUGCAUGGGUGUGCCCAAUGUUAGUGCCCGCUUUGGCACAUCACCACAGGUUUGGAAUUGGGUCAUGUGGCUUAUGGCUCGCCUGGUGCCAAAGGACGUGCUGCAGGACAGGGAAGCCAUGUCGGUCUUGGCAAACAUCUCAGAGCCAAUGAUUCGGCUGGUGGAUCUCUUCGUUGGGGAGACUGUGGCUAUGAGGGUAGAUGCUGAGCUGGAGGGUGGCAAGGCAGCAUCAGGUCUCUUCGUUCAUCCAAAACUGUCAGAGAGCGUGGGGGCAUGUGUGGGUGCUUUUGCACAGUGCAUGCUGAGAGGGGACACUAAGCCCGGGGUGUGGUUUCCUGAGGAGAAGGGAGCACUGCGAAAUCGAAGGGACCUUCUAGCACUAGCCUCCGAAGGGUGCCAAGUUUUGGUAGUCAACCAACCGCCGUGGGUUAUUGAACAGGAGCCCAAGCAACUUGGUUUAGGAAUUUAUAUGUAG
Molecule: messenger RNA, 987 nt
Organism: Ostreobium quekettii
Lineage: Eukaryota; Viridiplantae; Chlorophyta; Ulvophyceae; Bryopsidales; Ostreobiaceae
Source: the annotation of a GenBank genome assembly